Molecule: messenger RNA, 12727 nt
Organism: Columba livia (rock pigeon)
Lineage: Eukaryota; Metazoa; Chordata; Aves; Columbiformes; Columbidae
Product: transcription factor JunD-like
Exons: 1
Coding region: 115-1377 (420 amino acids)
Biological process (GO): regulation of cell population proliferation; regulation of transcription by RNA polymerase II; regulation of cell cycle
Cellular component (GO): transcription regulator complex
Molecular function (GO): transcription factor binding; DNA-binding transcription factor activity, RNA polymerase II-specific; RNA polymerase II cis-regulatory region sequence-specific DNA binding
Source: RefSeq, a predicted model, not a curated record
CGCCGGGAGGCGGCUCAGUUUCCGCUGGCAGCCGAGGGCGGCUGGCCCAGCGGAGCAGGCGCCCAGCGCGGCGCCGCACCGGAGCCGCCGCCGGCGGCCGGCGAGGGCGGCAGCAUGAGCGGCGGGCGUAGCGGGCGAUCUGCCGUGAAGAUGGAGGCGCCGUUUUACCCCGAGGAAGGACUAGAGCUGCUGCCCGACUUCGUGCCGCUGCCGGCUUUCGGUACCGCCGGCGGACCCGGAGCCGAUGCGGCGGCGGCGGGGCAGAAGCUGCUUCUGGGCGCCGGGAAGAAGCGAGACCUGGCGGCCACCGCCCCCGCGCCGCUCCCAGGACCUUUCGCCCUUCGGCCCCCCGCUGGCGCCCGCGCGGCGGCUCUGCGCUUGCUACCGCCGCCGGCCGCCGCCCCGCCGCCGCCGCCCGCCGGUUCCGCGGAGCCAGCGGGCGGCGGCGAGGCGGCGGCGGCCCGCGGCGGCCCGGAGGUUGCGCUGGGCUCCGCUGCGGAGCUGCCGCUGCUGAAACUACCUCCGGCCGCCGACCUGGAGCAGCUGCUGAUCCAGGGGGGCGCGGGGCUGGGGUCUGGCAGCCCGGGGCCGGCUGCGCCCGGGGCGGGGAGCGGCGGAGCAGCGGCGGCGGGGCCGUUUCUCUAUCGGCAACCGGUGACGCAGGAGCAGGAGGGAUUCGCCGACGGUUUCGUUAAGGCCCUGGCCGACCUGCACAAGCAAAAUCAGCUCCUGGCGGCGCCGCCGCUCUCCACGCCGGGACCCUGCUGCGCCGCCCGCCCAGGGCCGCCGGGAGCCCCCGCCGCUGCCGACCCCCCGGCCGUCUACACCAACUUGAGCGGCUUCAACCCCACAGGGCCACUGAGCCCUUCGGGCAGCGCGUACCCGGCCGCCUCCGCCCCGCCGCCGGGCCUGGCCUUCGGAGCGGCAGGUCUGGGGAGCGGCCGGCUGCCCCCAGCGCGGUCCCUGGAGGAGCCGCAGACGGUGCCCGAGGUGCCACCGACGGCGGCCGGGGAGGGCGGAAGCAGCGCGCCGACGCCACCGUCACUGUCGCCGCUGGACGCGGAGAGCCAGGAACGGCUGAAGGCGGAGCGCAAGCGGCUGCGGAACCGCAUCGCAGCCUCCAAGUGCCGCCGGCGGAAGCUGGAGCGCAUCGCCCGGCUGGAGGAGAAGGUGAAGGCGCUCAAGGGGCAGAACGCCGAGCUGGCCGCCACCGCCAACCUCCUCCGCGCCCAGGUCACGCAGCUGCAGGGCCGCGUCCGUAGCCACCUCUCCUCCGGCUGCCACAUCAACGCCGCCGGCCAUCCUCCCCCUCCCGCCGCUCAGCCGCGGGAGGCUCCCCCCGAGGCGGUCGCAGCACCGGAGACCAGCGCCUGCUGAGGAGGGACGCCCCGUCGCAAGCCUGCGCCGUCCCCGCCCGCCGCCGGGGCGGUGCGGAGGCUCCGUGGGGCCGAGGUGCUCGCUCGCCGUCGUUCUUGUGUUAUUAUUGUUAAUUAUAAGUAUUUAUUUGGUCCCGGAGAAGGCGGUUGCAGGACCCGGGUGUUGUUAAGCGUUUCCCGGGGUCUGCGGAUGUUGUACUCGGCAGCGAGGGUCUCCGUGGGAGGUUCUGGGGCAGGUGGUUGUUUUAAUUUUUUUUUCAGUGAAGUACUUGAGGUCUGUAGAGAUUUCGGAAAUUAAGGAAGUUCCUGUUUACAGAAAGAUUCAACUUUAUUUUCAUGGGGGAUAUAAAAACUCUGUUUCAUAAUACACCUUACUGAACUGUAUAGUAAUGGAUAAGCUUUUGAAACUUAAAAAAAAAAAAGCCAGAAUCAUACCCUUUUGAAGAGAUGUGCGUGUAUAUAUAUAUUUAAAACAUAAUAUGGCUAUGUAUAUUUUCAUGGUAUUGAUAAAGAACUUUUUAAAAAAUACUGUCUUUCUCUAGAGCUUUAAUUUGCCAUUGAGAGUUAAGACAACUAUGUGGGUGCUCUUGCACUUAGAUGACUAAAGUUUUAAAAUCGAACCCUGGAGGGAAGUGAUUUUUAUUGUAAAUUUUAAGCAGGAUGAAAUGUGUUCCUGACUCAGCCAUUUGAAAAUACUUUUCUAAACUGUACGCUCCAUAUUUCUUGUGCCAGUGCAAACUUGGGGCAUUGAUAGUUAUUUAUUGAAACUUAGACAUUUUGGAUGUUGCUUAGACCUUAUUUUUCUAGAUAACAGGUUAGAAGUGAAACGGUUACUUUGGCAAGUAAAGUGUUACUUUGGCAAGUAAAGUUUUACUUUUUUUUUUUUUUUCCUUCACUGUGUACAUUCCAGUAGUGUUUGCUCUAUAUAACUAUAGUAACAAUUCUGUGUGAUACAGAAAAGGGCUCAGGUUUGGGGUGGGCUAGCUAUAAAGGUGGUAAUUCCAUUGUAUUAUGCUUGAAUAAAUUGCAGAAAUAAUAAGGAGAAGUAGAUUUAUUUUUCAGUAGAAAUCUAUAUAUCUUGCUUCUUGUUCUACUUUGUUCUAAAGAAACUUUCUGUAAUGCUCUAGAGACAAAGUCAGUGCUAGAAUGUGAAAUGUUUUUCUAUUAAUAGUUGGGAGGAAUUUAUUUGAUUUAUGACUUUGUCAAGAUUUUACUAGUAGAAGAGAGUGGCAAUCCUCUGAUUAGACAUAAUCCUCAAUAAGUUUUCAGAAGCUUUAGAUCCCUUGCUCAGUACUGCUGCCUACCUUGCUUUUGCUGCACCUGUGUGUUUUGAGCAUAGCCGCUAACAGAGCGCUGCCGAGCCCUGUGGCAUGGUGCCAUGGAAAGGUUCUGUCAGAGUGUGACCCCACCAGAAGCCCCUCAGCAUGAGGGCCGCAGGUCGGGCCUGCUUCUGGGGGAGGGCAGGGCUUCUUCUGAGCAGAUCCAGCUGCAGAGCAGGGCCUGCUCCCCUCUUUGAAACUGCACUAAAAACUCUGCUUGAACUCAGAGGCAAAACUUACAUGGGGAUAUGUGUCUGUGCCAGCUGGUAAAAAUGGGGGAUUGUGUGAGGAGCCAAGGGGGCAUAGACAUCCUUAUUUGUACAAGCCAUUGCUCAGAUCUGUUAAACCCACUCAGGAGCUGUUAGGCAUCUCUUACUUCUUCUGAAGGCUACACUUGAUGCUUUGAAAUUCAAGAACAAUGGGAUAGACUCACAUGUUUUUUUGCUUUUAUUGGGGAUGUGUGAGUACUAUCUGUUCAGAAAGCUGAGCUGCAGCAAUCAGGUGUGUGAGUUUUUUCUUAUAGUGCAUAGUCAUUCCUGACACAUAUGUGAAAUGACAGGACAAUGCGUAGUAAUUGUAUUAUUGUAGCUGAGAUGCUCUGAGGAUAUUUCUUUUCUUAAUGCAUAUGCAAAUUAGGUAGAAGCCAUAUUAGUUAUUGUAUAACUGUUUAAUCAUGUCACCGGAACCUUUUUCAGUAGUUGAAAUGAUUGCCUGUAACAGUACCUUCUGCUGUUAGAAAUGCUAAUGAACACAUAAAAAAAUAUUGUGAUCUUAAGACACGUUUAAAUAUUUCUUACAGGCAUUCUGAACCAGACAGCAUACAAUCUGUAGCACUGGCUGUUACGUAAUAACUGGGUGAAAAAUAACUGGUUUUUAUUAUGUGGCAGGUAUCACCUAUCUGGAAGACACUACAAGAUUGGAGAAAUUAAAAGUUGUUUUUUUUUUCCCCUGACACUUAACACACUUUCCCUAGUGAGAGAGGUAAUGCUGCCUGGUACAUACAUGGAUGUGAGAUGCUUAGCUUUACUGUAUAUGUAGCAAGGUGGGUUUUUUUUAAGGAGUCCUGGAAAAACUCAUAAAAAUUGUAUGUGUGGACACUGCUGUUUCAGUUCUUGUAUUUGCAGAUGAGCGUAGGGCUAAGUAAAGGUCUUGUGGUAGGAAACAGGACAGUGAUAAAUAUAGCUGUGCAGUACUUGUUCUUUACUUAUCUUGCUAUUUCUUGUCAGAAUAAAUUAGCAGUGUCCAAGGAGAAGUGGGGGAUCCAUAAGACACAUGAAAUCACUACGAUUCCCCUUCCCAUCCAAGGGCAGGGCUAUAAUAGGCUACAACCGGGCAGGGUUAUAAUGAGCUCACCCUUUUUAGCAUAGUAGUUUUAAAACUGGAAACCACCACACAUUACCUUAUUCUCAUUUGGGCUUUCUGCAAGAGCAGUCCUGCAUCCAGCUUCUCGAAGAUCUCAUGUGGUAACUUCUUUGAUAGCCUGGUUAAUGUUCUAGCUGAUACUGUUAGGUGGUACAAGUGCUGACAGGCCAGCUCUGUUACUCUGAUGACAGGUUACUAGUGAGGCUGGUGGCUCCAGCUGUCUGGCAGAAGCUACUAUUCUGGUAGUAGCGUUGUCCAAAAUAAAUGUGUUUUCUGUAGAAUGAGGGGUUGCCUUCAUAAAUGUGUUAUUUUAUCUGGUAUUUAGUUGAAGACACAGGAUCUAACACUGAUGUGACCAAAAUCUGAGAAUAGUGUGAGGUAGUGGUUUUCUUGGUUUGUUUUUUCUUCACUAUUGACUGUGCCAUAGAGGUUGCUGCAGCUGUCACAGAGAUAUGAGUGGAUAGCCUAAGCACCUAGUUUGAACCAGUGUCGCAAGACUCAGAGUACUUUCCCAUCAGGCUUGAUUGUUACUGUCUUCUAGUAUAUAUCACCACUCUGACUUUUAUCCCUGCUGUGUUCCUAAACCUUUAAAUGUGGCCUCCUGAUUUUGUCCUGCCUUUUUUGUUCAGUUCCUUGCAGGAAUUUUCAUGUCUAUUUCUUUUAGGCUUUGAUUUUCUGCCUAAAACUUUGGUCACUGUGAGAUGCUAAAAGAUAGAUACUGGGUAAAAAUUUUCCAGACUGUUUAUAUGAUUUACAUAUAUACAUACAUUUACAUACAUAGCUCCUUUUCAGUAACUGCAGGCAAGUUGGCUGUAUAUUGCUGUAAAAACAAACAAACCAAAACCAACCAAACCAACAACACCCCCAUCCCCACACAAAAACAACCAAAAAACCCUAACAAAGUAGUUUAUGUUCAGUGGAAAUUCAGUGCUUUUUAGCUUUUUUUCUUUUUCCUUCUAAUCUGUACCAUGUUUGUUUUACUUGUGCACACUAUUCACUAGUCCUUACAAAGAUUCUCACUGUGUAACUUGAUUUGCAGGUUACCCUCAUGCCUUUCUGAACUGGUUUUGCAUUCAGAUCCAAACCUAUGACAAACAGCCCUCUUUGUUUCUUUGCCGUAGGUGUAAUCUCUGCUCUGGAGAUUAUGUAGUCCCUUCCUUUGUUUUCGUUGAUGGAAGCUUGUUCCGCUGCACAUUUUGCAGCUCGUCAGCAGCGUGAACAGAUGUCUUGAUCUAGAUGUGAAGUGCCUUCUUAUUUAGGUGCUACAGCAAAAUAGUUUGAUUCAUAAAUGGCUCUAACUUCUUUGAACUGUUAUGAGGCCUUUUCUGUCUUGUGGAGUGGGAGGAGGAGUCUUUGUGGUGAGGGAAGUCUUCUUGAGUCCUUCCUUUGGCAGAGGGUGGGGCUCCCAUCAAGUCUGCCUCUGCUUGCUGUGAGUGCAGGGAGAGUGCUUGAUUCAAAUUACGUCAUUACUAGAAAAGUUGAUUGGUUUCCUCCCCAGAAUAAGAUGGGUAGUAAGGUCUCUCAGUAUCACAAGGUGUACUGAUAGCUCUUAGUGCUUGGUGAGUGGUUCUUACAACUUUCACUGAAACUCCAGGAUGAGAUCAUUUGGCAGGCUUAGAGAGCAAUUUGUAAAACACAAGUACUUUGCAUAUAUUGAGAAGUGCAGGUGUUUGGGGGCAAUAAGUCUUGAUUACAGAGAGGGGUGAUUCUGUGGGUGGUGGUGAUGUUUUUCUCAGGAGCCUGUAAUAGUCUUGCAAGAGGUAAAAACCUCUAAUAAUUUGUACUCUUUGCUGCAUGUCAUAAAUCACUUGAAUAUCAUGUGGUGUUCAGAGUGGCCCUGCUACAAUUCUCUGUCAUCUUGGUUCAUGUUUAUGUCACUACUGAAGGAAGAGUCCUGAGGCAUCCUUUUUUUUUGUUUGUUUGUUUAAAUAUCUGAUUGACUGUGUCUCACCUUUGACAAAGGCAUGAUCUCCCAUAGUUAAGUCCUGAGGCAUUCUGUAGUUUGCAGCUGUUAAAGUGGAAAUUUUAUUUGGCAACUAUACAGCUUGAUGAUACUUUCAAAAUUGUUGUAUAGUGUUGUUUGGUGGUGUCUGAAGUACAGAUAAAAGCUAUGUUUGAACUACUAGUUGUGCUGAAAAUAGUGAAUUGUCUGCCAUUGGCUAUUUCGGUCUAGUAGCUUCUUAGAGAAAAUUUCUCUAUAUCUGAAAUUAAUAUGCAAGAAAAAACAUCUACUUGUAACAUAAGUCACUCUUCAAUGUGUCCUUCUGCUCUGGAGUGUAAGUUAAAAAAAGAAAAAGCAGUGAGUUACGUUUUCCUUUAUUCCUAUGUGCAGCUGUAUCUGCUGCUGUAUAAUUUUGCUUUUUCCUUACUUGAUUCUCUAAGUUUCUAUGCUUAGCAAGUAGAUAAAUUGGAGUAUGACAUAUCUGUGUACAUAUUUAAUUUGUACAAAACCACUUCCAUGUUCCAAGUAUUUUGUUUACUGUUUUACUUUAACUGAGAAUGGGUGUCGAAGAGUUCCUAGGCUGUUUUGACACUCUUUGGUCACUUAAUCAGUGUUGUAUGCAGUGACUAUGCAUUUUCCAGCAGAGGUGGACAGUGCAGCCUGUCAGGGAUUCAUCUUUUUUAGUAUUUGGCAAGACAUGUAUCGGCAGAAAAAGCCUUGAACAGAAAGCUUUCUCAGUGUGUAAUAAUCCUGCAAAUGUUGACUGAUCUUUUUAGUGCCACAGUUGCUUGCUGUGGGGCUGCAUCAGCAUCUACGGUACCCAGUGCUGUGUGAUGUUCCUGUAACAAACUGCAGAAUCUAAAGCUUCUUAUGAACUUAUUAAUCUUACUGCACAUGCAAACUUUACUGUGAAGGUGUUGAUGAAUUAAAUCUAAAUUUGUGGAAUCUUAGGCCGUUAUGAUACACUGUGGGAGACAAGAGGUCUUACUCAUUCUCAGUUUUUCCUGUCCUGUGUUUCAAAGAUCUCUCUUUUUAUCCUGCCCAUGAAGUGGCUUGCAGCUGUUUGUGCUGUGAAACUUCUUUCUUCAUAAUGGCUGGUAGUAACUCGGAGGGGGGACAGGAGCAACUUCUACAUGAAGUAGUCCUUUGUGACAAACUAAAUGUAGGUUUCUGAGAAACACUGCAGCAGUGAGUGCACAAUGGAGAACCUGCUGUUGUCCAUGUGUUGCUAAAACAGUCUAUAAACGUACACACCUAAUUUAUAAUGAGGGCAGCUUUCCAAGUCACCAUCCUGUUGACUUACUACAGGUAUUGAUUCUUGCUGCUUGCUUUGAUCUGGAAGCAGUUUUCCUAAGUUAUUGCAUACCAGAAGGUUUACUUUCUGCGUCAGUAUAGUCACAAACCAGAUCACUGCUUGGAUGUUGAAACAGUCCACUGCAUGUAGGUCAACCAGAAUGCCACACACUGGCUGUCUUUGCAGGGUCCUGCUGAGGAAACAGUGACGGGGAGAAGAAGGAAACCAAUCUUGGAUCUGUAUCUUCACACCAGCACUGUGUUUUGAAAUGCAGCUUUCUGUUGAGUAAUCUUGACAAAAGCGUGUCACUGAUGUGAAAGCACUGAAUCUUGGCCUUGUGCCUGCGCAGGACGUGAGUUCUUGUGCUGGAGUUCUGCUUUGGUAUUCUCUCAGCUUGGUGCCAGCUGCUGAUACAGGAAAAGCCAGCAAAUCCAACCUUUAUGAACAGAACGUAGAUACCUGCAAACAUGUCAAGGUGUUGUGCACAGACAGUAUUGUACAUAGAGAAGGGCCAAAUGGAGGGGAACUGUGAUUUUCUUAGCUGCAGCUGUAUGCAAUGAGGCAUAUUCAUACUCUUUGUUGUGGUUGAGUUCUCCCAAAAGAAAACUAAGCUGCAAUUCUGUGUGCGAUUGCAAGUUAAUUUUUUAGAUUUCCGGUCAAACUGGAAGACUGAAAUCUUGCAAUGCUAUGUUAACACAAAAAGAUAAUUAAUUUAAAAGUCAUGUUUAGCCAUAAUGUAAUCUGAUGUGCUCCAGAUCAUAUGUAGUAAUUUGCUGCAAAGUGAAGGAGGGGUUAUAAUAAAUAAUAUUUGCAAGGGAGUCUCCCUAAAUAAUUACCUGCCUGCCAUUUCCUUUUUUGUCUGUUAUGAAAACAUCUGUAUCCAUGGCUAGCUGUAAAUUGAGGUUUGCUCUGAAUUUCUAGUGCUUGUAAAAAACACGGUCUGCAAUAGUUUAAGGAGUAUAGGUGCUGGCUGAAUGGCUUUUCUGGAGAAAUUAUUAUUUCUGUAGGAAUGCUUUGGAGUUCUGGAUGACUAGGAAGCCUUGCUAACACAUGGAGAUAAUAGAUAUGACCAGUUCACUGUGCAUUAAUACACUGCUAGAUUAUGAUAUUUAGCACACUGCUGAAAAUAUUUACUUCUCCUGUUACUUAUUGGUUAAGAGCUAGUUCAGGGUGGAAUUGUAAGCUGCCUAAAUAAGCUCCACACAGUCCAGAGAGCUGUGUCACUGGAGAUCAGUAAAAGACCCUCCAUCACUUCCCAGAAAAAAAAAAAAAAUCUUUGGUUGCAGUCUUUGUUUUUGUUUUGAUUUUGCAUUUUUGUUUUAUUUUUUAAUUUAAGUUCUGUUUUACUCUUCUCUUAAAAUUUACUUAAAUAAAUUUGAAAACUUUUCUGCUAAGUACUGUGAAGAUUCUCUUGCAACUGUUCAGUUACAAUCAGUGGUGGUAUUAAUUCUGUCAUAGAUGGAGAAAGCUGAAGUGGUUAAAUGUCAGGCUUCUCACCAUGUCCUUUCUCUGAUACCAUGGACUGAACAAUCAAAAAAUUAUAACAAGUAGUUUGAACUCUGUAGAACUGUUUGAUACCAUUUUCUUGUCCUUUGCAGAAAGCUUCCCACCAGCCUGAGGGGUGCAUGACCCUCCUGCCCAACAUGGAAAAUUGACCUUUAAGAAUGAACAGUCUUUAAAAAAAGGCAUGUAUAGAUAGUCUCAUGUUUCACGCUGAGCCUUUUGAAGGAUAACAUGUUGAGCCUGAGAACCUUUGUCACACCUCUGUUUCGUAAAUCUCCAGAUUUUUUUGUAGUGCAGGACACAAGCAAUGUGGUGGCAUGGAAUAAAGUUAAUGGACUGUUCCAGAGAGUGUAUUGGGGAUACUCUCCCUCUUUUUACCAAGUAACUGCUAGGGAAAGAUACCAGUAGAAGAUACUGAUAUAAAUCUUGUCGUCCUUUAAUGAAUAGAGCCAGAGGUCAAGUUCUUCUUUUUCCUACUUUUACCAUUCUGUCUUUUAAUAUCAUUGAUGGAAGGGUGACAGAAAUAGUGGGAAAAUAUGGGGAGUUAAAUAAUCUUGUUAUAUAUAAUAUGUCACAUAAGCUGUGGCUGUAAGUAGCUAGGACACCUGUUCAAUGUGCAGUCUGCAAGAUGACGCCUUCAGAACAGAGAUUUCUAAAAUGCAUCCGAAGUGUCAUUAGCAGACCAAACCAUUUUGUGCCAGUUACUAAAGUGGUAUUGUAAAUUGUGAUGAUGUUUGAAAGUCUUCCUGGGCACACAGUAACUGAAAUCACAGCACAAGCUGGUAUGUCUGUGAUACCUUUGUGGCAUGAUACCACUUUCCCAGCAGGCCAAUAGCAUAUAAUAAAGUCUGCUUUUCCAUUCUUUCCCCCAUGGCAAUAGAAGUGACAGUUGGAGGAAUCAGCAACAGUAAAAAAACCCAAACAAACCAAAAAAAAAAAAAACAGGGAAUCCAAAGAAGGAAUAAUUUUUUUCUCUAAUAUAUAAUUUAAUGGUAAUAUUUAUUGUAUUUUUAAGUGUCAGAGAAUUAAGAUUGCUCUUUGUAAUGCUUUUUAUUUUGUUUUGUUAUUACUGCUUUAGUGUCUUCUAAACUUGUUCAGAAACUGUGCCCCUCCCUGUUUGGCCUGAUGACUGUUAAUUUCACACUUACUCUUUUUUAUUUAUAGCCAUGGCAACCAGCAUACUGAAAUGUCAUCAAGUACAGCCCAGGUCUGAUGAUGCAAAGGUUUGCUCUCUAAUAAAAUGUGGCCUAUGAAGGACAAGCUCCAUAAGGCAGCUACGCCCUGUCUUGAAGCAUUUGCUCUAAUUUCAAGGCUUUCCCAUGUGAUGUUGCUCAACAUGUAGCAAAACAAGUUUUUGUGAGCCCCUUGAGCAUUCCUUUAUAUGUAACAGUUUAGAUACUCAGGCUUUGUUUAUUUUUCCUCCUUUCUACCCCUAAAAACCCCCACCAGGCCAGAAACAAAAGACCCAACACAAGCAAAACAAAUUGUUUUGCUUUGUUGCAAAGUGCUAUUUGUUCAUUAAAGAGACUCUUAGUGCAGUUCUUGCACCAGUGAUUUUGCCUUGGUUGCACUUAGCUACUUUGUAGGGAACAAAGGGAAGGGAAUAAAAGUUGCAAUAUAGUAUUGUGCAAUUCCUGGCUUUCAAAUAGAAAAUGAUGAGCAAGUCUGCGUAGGCCUCUUACCCGCCAAAGCAUGGCCACUGAUUCUUACCACUCUCACUCUUCUUAAUUAGGAGUGGGUCUACUGGCUUCUUAAGAUCAAAAGGAAAGAAGGGAGACAUCUUAAGAGAGGGCAGUAUCAGUGCUGUUCUGCUGUGAAAGGCCCUGAGCCUUAAAACUCAAGUUUAUCUGUUGGAUUACCUCUACUUUAUGAUGCCUGAAAGCAACUCUUAGGCUCCCUAGCCAGGGUCUUACCAGGACAGGUGACUAGGUCUGUAUUACUGAAUAAGUCUUGUUGUUGAAGUAGCUCUGCAGCUUCUUGUGGUUUUUUUCAGUUUGUGGAGUUGUAGGACAUUCUUCAAGGGCAGUAGUUUCUCUUUCCUGGAGCAGCUCAUUUAAGGCUCGCUUGUUUUUUCUGCAGUUUCUGCCUAGGCUGAAAGCCUUUCUGAGGUUUAGAGGACCAUACCCCUGCCCUGGCUGUGUGGUAUUCAUGAUGGCUAAUGUUCUAUUAAUCAAAAUAUCCCUCUAAGAAAAGAGCAGCUCCAGAUAGGUGCAAACUGGGAAAGAUGAAAUCCGUUAUUCUUUGAGCAAUAUGUCUUUUAAUCAGUUGAACAAAGCAACUAACUCCCAUCAGCUAAAAAGGAGAGAGCUCUUGGGCAAUGGGACCCAGCUUUGAAAGCGCUUGGUGGUUUCUGGUGGUGUUCUUGCUGAAAUUCUGUGGUAUAGAAAACGCUUGAUGCCCUGCAAUACCAUAAGCCUUGCAAUAGCAUGUGCUGGGGCUGCUGCUAGGAUCAUGCAAGUCCUGUAGUCCUCAUUGGCAUUGCAGUCAUGCCACAUGCUGGUCAAUGGACCAAAGGGAUAUUCUGAAAAAGAGAAGCCACCUCUCCCUGCUGGGUAGCCACCAGCAUCCCCAACCUCUCUUUUUGUCCAAAAGGAGAUGCGUGAACCAACUGCCACUUCCUACAGCUCUUCCCGGCCUUUGGGCAUGGCACUGAAACUUUCUCAUCCAGGAUAGCUGUUCAAAACAAAAGGUGGAGACAGAACAGUGGAGAUUUAGCGUUGUUCUUAUAUGCAACUAACUGGUGGGUGGUUGUCUGCCUACAUCCUUUCCUGGGUUCUUGUAAGCUGGGUUUAUGUGUACCUUCUUAUUCUGCCUUAUUAAAUUAGCUGGCACAGAGGAAGCCUCUGAGAAACCCUUUCAAAAUCUCUGCACAAGGAAUAAUUUUUUAAAAUGACAAUAUUUAAAUAGUUUCAAACAAACAGACAAAACCCAACCAGAAAUAAAUUACUUCAUAUGGAUACAGAAAUACUUCCACUUUUUUAAAAAAACCUGAUUAUUUUGGGGAACUAUUCAAACAGGUGUACUGUCAAGGAGGCAAUAAUAGUGAAACAAAAUUCAGUAGCUACUCAUUUGCUGGAUUUGAUCAGGGGAGGUUUAUCUGGCAGCUUUUUUUCUGAUGCGGUGAUUUAUUUUUUUUUUUAAUGUAAAAUGAAGCUACAGGGCUUAAUAAUAUACAACUGAGGAUUAUGUCCAUUGUAAUUUUUUGUUACUUUUACAAACUAUGUACUAUUAUAUUAAAAAUACUUAUUUUUGAGACCAAGUGGACAAUAUUAGUUGGCAUCUUGCACUUGAUUAAAUGUAAAACAUUUUCUUAAUUUAGUGAUGUGUUUAAGAGAAUACUGUAAUUUACUGAAUAUACAACAGUGAUAACUGUGUUUACAAUAAUUUUCCAAUUUGUACUGUUCAGUGGUAGCCAACUUGUUUAAGAAUUAAAAGUAAGGCAUACUGUGAUUUGCAAUCUUGGAAAAAUUAACUCAAUGCUGCUACCACUAAAUACUGUGGGAUGGAUACCACGGGUUUAAAUGGCAGCAGAGUUGUAAUCCAAGCCUCUGUCUUAAGUACUUAUGACUAAAAGGCGACUUGCCUUGUGCUCAUUUUUGUAUCCCCGUGUGUAGAACAUCAGUUAGAUAUCUGUUAAUGAUUGAUUUGUAACAUUAGGACCUGGAGAUCACAGUGGAUUUGUUUGUUUGUUUCUGUUUGUUUCUGAACAGACACUUUGACAUUUUGGAAUGUAUAACAUUGAUCCUUGUGCUGGAAUUAUUUACAUGCAAAAAGGUAUUUAUGAUUUUUUGCAAACUGAAAUGUGCAAUUUUGUACGUGUUUUAAACUAAAGAGUUUAUAAGGAAGAUAUUGUAUGUACAGUACUUGGACAUGAGUAUUAUUUCUUUAAUAUGAAUAUCUAGAGGAAAAUUAAAGUUGCUUUAUAUUCAUA